AUGAACAAAGAGACUGCCACAUCUGAGGCUGCAGUGAAUGAACUUGCUGACAAUGAAACAGUUAUGAAAAAAAAACUAUUUCUAAGGGACGUGCUCUCUAUUCCUUCUCUGUACAUUGGACCAACGAUCUGUUUUAAAAAGGUCAAGUGGGUGUAUGAGGAGGAUAUGGGAAUUAUCCAGAGAGAGGUCAUUUACACACCUGGGUUGUGGAAAAUUUUUGAUGAAAUUCUGAUUAACGCUGUAAAGAACAAAGAUUGCGACCCUGAGAUGGACACCAUAAAGAUUGACAUUGAUCCGAUUAAAAAAGUUAUCAAAUUCUAUUACAAUGGCAAGGGCAUUCCUAUUAUCGUUCACAGAAAACAGCGCGAAUUCAACACAGAAUUAAUAACGGUACUAACAAGAGAAGCCCUCUUACAACAAGCAGGACUCCAAAAAUCCCAUACUGAAUUAAUUAAAGAAAAAGAGAAAGUAGACAAAAAGUGGAAAGCCGCUGAGGAAAAACUUAUAGAGCAACGAGAUGAUGUCAAUAAAUUAGACCAACUUAAAAAAGAUAACGCCACUAAUUUAAAACUUUUAGACGAUUCCCAGAAUCACGUAGAGACAUUGCAACAGCAACUUAGAGAAGCAGAAAAUUAUAACGCCAACGGCAACCAGACAGUAAAAGACCUUGAAGAAAAGAUUAAAAUCCUUGAAUCUGAUGAAAACACAACUGCAAAAGAUAACGAAUUUCAACUUAAGAAAACAUUAGAUAUAAAAGAGAAACACAUUUCUGUAGUAGAAGCAAAUAGCUUAGAAGCCAAUAAUACACUCGAAUCCGAAAAGGAACAAUUAGAAAAUAAUUUGACCGCAGGUCGAAAACACAUAGAGACCCUCAGCAAUCAAAUCACUGCACUCAAACGUGAAAAGGAAUUAGGAAAACAAUUAAUUACCCAGAUUACCCAAACAAAAGAAAAAAACCAUAAUAAUUACGUUACCGCCACAUUACAAAUUAAAAAAUACGAAGAAGAAAUAAUAGACCUAAAAGACGAUAAAGAACAUCUAGAAAAUAGGAUAUCCAAUCUCGAAGAACGCAAUAAAGACUUAAAAGACAGGGAAAAAGCUUAUCACGAGGCCGAAGAUCAGUACGAAAGGAAUUUUCAGGAGAUCGCAGAAAAAACUUUCGAGACAACAAAAUUUAUAGACGAAUUACAAAGCUUCACAGGACGAGACUCAGUAGAUAAAUCAUUAUUCUCUAUCAUUUAA
Molecule: messenger RNA, 1242 nt
Organism: Daphnia pulicaria
Lineage: Eukaryota; Metazoa; Arthropoda; Branchiopoda; Diplostraca; Daphniidae
Product: EH domain-containing and endocytosis protein 1-like
Exons: 3
Coding region: 1-1242 (413 amino acids)
Source: RefSeq, a predicted model, not a curated record